AUGCCGGUGAGCGGGCUGGACGAGGCCAUGGCACAGUCAGUGCUAUUUGCGCUGAGGCAGGCUGCGGGAUCUGAGGAGGUAGCAAAGGUGCCAGUGUUUUGGCUGGCAGCACUGGAGCUUGCACAGAUCGCCUCUGACAAGCUGCUGCGAGACAUGGAGCAGCUGGAACGGGCCCUCCAGUACUGGCAGGGCAGCGGCAAGGGUGGGGGCCACGUAAUCAUCAUGUUCCUUCGCCGGGGUCCGGUUGUCUUGUUCCGGCAACUCAAGGCAGCGCUGCAGGUGGACAAUGAAGUGCCGCCACCCAUCUCGCCUACUGAUAUGAUCGAACAAAGGGUGAGGUGGGACACUGUGGUGGAUCACUCAGUGAUGGGCUAUCACUGGGUGAUGAGUACUUUGUCACUUUGUGAAUGA
This is a messenger RNA of Ostreobium quekettii, 411 nucleotides long. The record is from the annotation of a GenBank genome assembly. Lineage: Eukaryota; Viridiplantae; Chlorophyta; Ulvophyceae; Bryopsidales; Ostreobiaceae.